Molecule: messenger RNA, 3018 nt
Organism: Candoia aspera
Lineage: Eukaryota; Metazoa; Chordata; Lepidosauria; Squamata; Candoiidae
Exons: 9
Coding region: 117-953 (278 amino acids)
Source: RefSeq, a predicted model, not a curated record
UGCUGAGGAAAAAAUACAUGGAAAAUUGUAACAAAGAAGCUGGAGAGAGAACAAGGUAACCCGUAUUCAAAAUAAUGUAGCUUGCCACCCAAGCAUUACCUUGGAAUUUUUUCCCAAUGAUGGACUCUGAUGUGGCUGGUCACAUGACCCGUCUGAAGCUCAAACUCCUUGAGAAGAAAUUAGAAAAUGAACGUGAAAACUUGGAUGACUUUGAAUCACCCUUCUCUGCAACAAGGAAUUAUGAUGAUCAUGGCUAUGCCUUACGAAGUGCGCUGAGAAGAAGGAAAGAUCUUCUGCAGCAGCUCAGAGAACAAAACCUUUUGGAAGAGCUUUCAGUACCACCUGGUUUACCAAGAACUCAUAGAAAGCCCCAGAAGCCACAACAUAUCUACCAAAUUCCUUCUCUUUUUCCUCCUCUACCCCCUCCCCCUCCCCCCGCUCCCCCUCCACCCAUACCUGAACAACCAAGAAUUAUCCAGCAAACAUUACCGCAGCAACCAGCAACCAUAAUUCAACAAAUACCUUCACAUCCAGCACUCAUCACACAGAUCCCAUCUCCACAGUCCUUCUCAGCACCUAGAUCUGGGAGUAUUAAAGAAGACAUGGUAGAAAUGAUGCUAAUGCAAAAUGCACAGAUGCACCAAAUAAUUAUGCAGAACAUGAUGCUGAAAUCUUUACCACCAUCUUAUUCUGGACAACAGUUUACUGCUCCUGUUCCAGUAAGGGUGGAGAAAUCACGACCAUCUACCGUACAUCAUCACCACUACACAUCUUUAGGAGCACCAGCUGUUCCUUCUCCAAGUGGCUUUCCCAUGUGGCCUUUAGUUCUGCAACCUGGUCCUAGCCCACAGCUGGGAGGUUUCCCAUCUGAAGUACAUAAUCUGCCCAUUCCAGCUAACGCAGCACACACUGUGCCAACCCACGGACUGCUUGGAUUACCUUCUGGUUUGUAGAUUCCAUUGCAACAGACUAGAAAAGGUGGCUUGCAAAGGGACAUUGAUUACCUACCUGAAACUGUUGGAAUUUUCUCUGGGAGUUCACUUUACUGCAGACAGAGAGAAGCUCUUCAUGUUUGCUGAGAGCAUGGGAUUUGCAGUGAGCAUAACGUUUCCACCAGACACAGCAGUCCUAUGCUUCAAUUCUAUUUGAGUUAUACCAAGUGAUGAAUAAUCUGCAUCAUAUCCCGUUUGCCCCCGUCAUAGGCAUGAAGGAAGAGGAAGAAUGGAAAGAUAGGGCAAAGUGCCAGCAUCCAUGGCCAAAUUGGAAGCUCAUACCAGUUAUGAGCCACAAAGCAGCAGUCCUGUGAUAACACUUAGGAAGUGAUGGAGAGACCUCCUUUGUACACCUUGUACAUCCACCUAACAACCAUCAAGAUGGGAUGCCAAUAAUAGAGACUUCCACUGUAAGGCUGUCUACAGCACCGAUCCAUCCGCUCGGAGUUUCUGGAAAACCACUGCUCUAAUUGCCCAACAAAAGGGGAAGGAAGGGUAGCACAGAGCAUGGUGGCACAAACCUUCUCAAACAAUGGAAAUAGUCUUAGGUCAUACAAAUAAAGGGAGUGACAAAAAUAAGGAAGCCAGAACUGUUAUAAUAACGCAUUGACUAAGGCAUAAGGUUCGGAAUCAGGAGCAGCAAAUCAAGCUCUGUGAGACAAAAUGGGAGUAAAACACUUGUAAUUUAGCUAGCAACAGUGCCAUCAUAUGCAAAAGAGAAGGAGGUCCCAGAAAUCAAAUCUAUUCUGCUGGCUGUUCACAGAGAAAGUAUUCCAUUGUCAUAUUAUAGAGAAGCUGUGGGGUACUGAUCAUCUAGCCAUUCAGUCAUGACUAAGAAAAUGUGCAGAAAGGAGCCCUGUACAAGUUAAAUAAUCCUGGGUUUUAUGUGCAGAACCAUAACCUCUGCUCAAUAGCCAGGCUCCUGGAUGCACUUAGCCUUUCUAGUCCAGGUGAACCCUUCCCUCCCUCCCUGCUGUAUUAACUGACAGGUGAGCAUUGCCAGGUAACAGCAAGGCUUGUUGUCCAACUAUUUUAGGCUAUCCGCUUCAUAUACCAUGGCAACAGUAUCCAUGUCAAUAAGACUGAGCUAGAAUAGAGAAGCCACUGGUCUUUUAGCUACACACCCCAUAUUCUCAGGUACAGAAUCCAAUCCUAAAGGCAGUUUGUGCAGGCAUGGAACAAAAUCCUUUUCCCACCUACUCAGUAAAGUUGGCAAUUUUUCUCAAUGGUGGUUUAAUGCAUCACCCUUCCUGGUAGAAAGUGUUGGUAGAAAGACUCAUUGAUUGGGUUGUCCAGAUUACAGCCUCUUCCAGGUUCUCUUUCCAUAAUGCCUUGCUAAUUUCCUCAUGGGUUUGAUGCCAGUUAUUUUCAGGCCAGUGUUGAUCAACACCUGGUCAGUGGCAUGGCUAAUAUGGCAGUGAUCUAAAGGGAGGGUGGUACUGUACAUCACAUCAUCCUACAGGCUUAAGAUUCGUCUCUAGAUAUACUGUAGCUCACCAAAUAUUACCUGACCUUGCCUCCCCAAAAAGAGAUGGUGAAGUUUUUUGUUUUUCUCAUACUUCUUUGCUGAGGUGGGACCUUACUGGCUUUAGUAGAAAAAGAUGAGAGACUUUUUUUUAAGGAACAGGAUGGCUCAACAGAAGACUUUAAAUUCUGGGCUAGGGCCAGCAAUAUGUAAUCAAAGGUUGCUGGGAAAGUCUCAUGCCAGUGUAAACUGCCAGGGAAGAAAAGGCCAAAGUCACAUGUACUGUCGCAUAAUUGCUAGCUUCAUUGAAAUAUCAGGGAUAUUUACUUUUAUUUAUGUACAACAAUUUGUAUAUUGCUUAUUCACUGGACUCUAGAUGGCUUACCAUGGUAAAAGUAUACAAAUAUAAUUCAAAAGCACAAUAGAGUACAAUUUAUAUCAAUAAUUCCCAUACGAGUGUAAGUUCUGGAAGUCAGAAGUUACAUUUAUGUCCUUUGAGUUGCCACCUGGUCAAACAGACAGUCAAAUUUCCCACCUUUCAUGCUCUCUUUUCCAUAUCAG